This is a messenger RNA of Acaromyces ingoldii, 3338 nucleotides long. RefSeq lists its product as hypothetical. The record is from RefSeq and is a predicted model, not a curated record. Bases 389 to 3061 code for a protein of 890 amino acids. The transcript has a single exon. Lineage: Eukaryota; Fungi; Basidiomycota; Exobasidiomycetes; Exobasidiales; Cryptobasidiaceae.
CGUUUGGGUUGUUGUCCGGAUCUUUCUCUCGCAGCUGUUGGUAUGAUAUAGAGGCCAACGUCGACAGACGUAACUCGGGGAGCAUGUCAAGCUAGGCACCCAGAUCAAGAAGCCAAUGACUGCCUGAAGUCAGUAUUCGCUGUCCUCCCCUAUUCUCCGCCACCUUCCACGAGGACCUUGACGCAGCCCGUCUGUCCACAUUGGACCCCAUCCCACGCGCAGGUCUGGACGGAAGUUAAUCUCAGCGCAGCGCCUCGUCCGCCAUGCCCCGUCGUUAGCCGAUUUCUGGUCCACAUUUCUCACGCUCUUUUCUUGCGGCUCUUCUGAUUCCUCGAUCUACGGCUACGACGGACGGUGAUCCUACCCAGCGCCAGUCGCCAGAGACAUUAUGGCGAGGGAGAAGCCUCCUCCCCUGUCUCACGACAAACACACACCCCGGCGACCGAUGCUGGCCAAGUUUGACAGCUUGCAAGAGCUUCUAGAACAGGCUGGCUACAAAGAGACGAGGAUCAUCACACCAGCGGGGCAAAAGCUGGCCGACGCUUCCUCGUCGAAUCCGACUGUCGGUGCCUCGUCAUCCUCGUUCUCCUCAUCCUCUUUCUCAUCAACGUCGCCACCAUCGCUCGUCAUUGACAACCAUAUAGGUCCCAUCGUCGAACGUCGUAGCAGGGAUUGCAGUGUCGUCGUUAUGGCUGACGAUGUAGCUGCCAAGGACGAUACUGGCACAAAUGACAGCAUCAUUCGACGGUUCCAAAGCAUUGCCGCCAAUUCAUCCUGGUUCUCCAGCGUGUGGCGACCCCGACCAAACCAGGCACUACCACCGCCCCCACCACAAACGUCGCUCGAUCAAGGUGGCGAGAGCGCACGAGCACGGCUACUUCGAAAGAAGAAGAGUGCACCCUCGAUGCAUGCAAGCAACAUCCGGCGAGCAUCGCAAGCAGACAUACGGUCGGACCACGCGGCAAAGAACGACGCAGUCUCCCGAGUCGACACGCCCAAAAAGGGGCAGCACCAGCGAAAAUCGAGACCUGCGCUUCGGCAUGCGCCGAGCACACAGAACCUCUGGCAGGGUAGCCUGCGCCAUCGAAAUGCCGUCACGCUCCGCGACAAGGAUGGCAAGCUGACGUCGUUGCCCAAGAGCAACUCUUUUCCUAGUCGACUACGUCUCAACGAGGGGGACAGCGCAGCAGCACAAGCAAAGAGGGACGCCAUCGAUGGCGCCAGAGUUGUGACGGCCGUCGGAUUCGGACGGCGCUCCUCGGCUAGCAAAGAUGCAAUCAAGGGCCUCAUCCUGAGCGGCGGCGCCAAGGAGCCCAGCGAGGCCGACUUUGCCAGCAACCUGGCUUCGCUGAAAAGUCACAAGAAGCGGCCAAGCCUAGUCGACGUCUUUGGAUCCAGAGAUUCAAUCGGUGAUGAUGACGUCGGAGAUGCACCGAUAGAAGCAGCCACUACUGCUCCUGCAACAAAGUCUGAGGCAAUGCCUGUCAGCACGGUCAAGGCGCUAGUUGAUCAGGUCAAGGCCACCGUGAAAGCCGAGGAGCAAGCAUAUGCCGAUGCGCUCCUUUUCUCUCAAGCUGCUGAGCCUGUCCUCUCCUGCAAUGAUGCCGUCGUCUUGCGCAACGGAGGGUGUCUCGAAGAGGCCGGCAGAUCGUCGAGCAACAUCGCUUCGGUUGCUGGCGAAUCUGCUUCGGGGGAAGCCUCGCGCUGCUACAAACCCGGUCUCCGCAAAAUGAGAAGCAUAGAUGCACUCGAAAAGGCGCUUUCCAAGAUGGAUCAGUCAUCCUCCGCCAGGCCCACUGGAAGACGCCCUAGCGACGCUCCUGAGGCAAAGUCUUGGGCUUCGUGGAGGCUCGGUGGCCCUCGGAGGCAGGCAGAACCCACACUGGAGCAGGCGAUUGUCGAGGAAGAGCAGCCUGUCACGUACGUCGACGACGCCUUGAAUAUGGCCCAUGGUGAAAGCACCGCUGCAGCAACGGCGGACGAGACCGAGGAUGUGCCAACCAUGGAGGUACCGGAGCCAGAGGUGCCUCGACCAACGACACCCACCCUCUUUGUCACUUCACCGACGGCCACACGAUCUCCCGUCGAACUGUCCCUCGACGGUGAGGAAUUCGAAGCGCGCAGCUACUCCUCUCCAGAGCAUAUCAUCGGCAGCCACCGUGGGCGAGCGCACAGCCGCAUCCCUCGGCCAAGACGGGGACGCAUGGCUUUUGAGGCCAAAGCGGAGCAGAGCUCGCCCACCGUCGUUCGGCCGUCCGCCAUCUCAAGAUCCUCCAGCCGUGGUGGCGGGUCUUCGAAGCCGCCCCUACGUCGCAAGGCCCGGCUCAGCAGCAGCAGCCGCGACAGCUCCGUAGAGCAGUCUAAUUCUAGUCACAACAAGGGGCCUACCUUGUCAGCGGCUUCUCAACCAUCCAGACGCCGCGGCGGAGGCCCGCGCAGCAGUGCGCUUCCGUCUGGCGAUCAGAUUGGCUCGGCCGUGGAAAAAGUGUCGGGCUCGGAGCAAAUAAGAGCGCUGCGGAGGGACGUUCUUAAACGCGAAGGUGCCAGCUCGAUGGACUCGGACCCUGACGACGUCUUCUUCGAUCUCACCAGCGCUGUGGGCACGGCAAAGGGUGACAGUGUCCUCGACUUCAACCGCAAGCAGAUGGCCGAGGAGCUCGACCAGAGAAGGAGUUCGGCUCCCUUUGGUCGCAAACAGCCUCUCGCCGACGCGAGCAGGAGCAGUUCUUCCAAUUCCAAUUCCAACAGCAGCUCCAGGUCACCUGCGAGCUCUUCUGUGGAGGCACGGUCAGAAGGCAUCGUCAGCCGGUCAGCAGGAAAUGUCUUGCAUCGCAAGAGAUCCGGUGUGGGCAUGGCCUGCCUCUUCGAGGCCGCGACUGCGACUGCCAACAAGAGUGCGGCCUCGUCUCGCUCCUCGACACCAUGCAGCGAUGAGAAUCUUGCACCACCUGACGCUCUCCUGGACAGCCCCACAGUACAGGCGAGGGGCAAGCGACGCGGUGCCACUCGUAGAUCGUUGGAACGGCGCCAGGCCAAGAACGACGCCAUGGACAUGCUUUGAUACACCCACUUCUUUUUUCUUUCUUCUUCUUUUCCCCUCAGAGUCCGCUCCUUUGCAAACCCACUUCAUUCAUUUACUCUCAAACCUAUCCACCCUCAACCCUCACUCAUACAGACAGACAGACUCAUCAGCUCCUCGUCAUCCGAUGUGCGCAUUUCUCUCUCUCGAAUAAUACCACCUUCACUCAUUCAAAUGACUCGAGUCACCCGCUCACAUGCACUCUCUCUACUCACUUCCCUGCCAGUGCACGUCGCAAUUUAAUACUGCUUGCCGCAUC